AUGGCUGGUGGUUAUGUGUUUCAAGUGAACGAUUUGAAUCGUAUUCGACGAUUUUUGAUUUUGGGUACUGAAGGAGGUACGUACUAUGCGACUGAAAAGGAGUUGACAAUGGAUAAUGUGAAAGCAAUGUGCGAAAUUAUUGAGAAAGGCAAAGGACCAAUGCUUUUGCGUGAGAUCAUUCGCAUCUCACUGGAGGGUCGUGCACCCAAACAAGACCCAACUUUAUUCGCAUUGGCACUGUGCGCUCGUUACAAGGUGCGGGACACGACUCGACCAAGUAUUGCACGUCAGGUGAAACGGAAGUACCAAGGCAAAACGUUGACCCCUGAAGACUGC
Anisakis simplex (herring worm) is the source of this 336-nucleotide messenger RNA. The record is from the annotation of a GenBank genome assembly. Lineage: Eukaryota; Metazoa; Nematoda; Chromadorea; Rhabditida; Anisakidae.